This is a messenger RNA of Closterium sp. NIES-65, 1887 nucleotides long. Lineage: Eukaryota; Viridiplantae; Streptophyta; Zygnematophyceae; Desmidiales; Closteriaceae. The record is from the annotation of a GenBank genome assembly.
AUGCAGGCACUGUUGGAGUAUGCAGAGGAGAAGCCAGGUGGCAACUCAGCAUUGGCUGAGGAGUCCCUGCAGCUCCUCGGCUGUGUGAGAACGCCAGAAGCAGCUUGCGAUCUGCUCGUCCGAGCAGGCGCCCUUCCCCUCCACUCCCACUCCUUCCGCCUUGCUGCCUCCGCCAUGCCUGCAACCUUCCCAGCAAGUGUCGCUGAUUAUUCUGCUAAUCUCGCAGCUAACCCCCCACCAGACCCUGAUCAGGGCAUACGAGUUGAUCUGACGCAUCUCAAAGUCUACACCAUCGACUCAUACGACACGGUAGAAGUGGACGACGGGUUGAGUGCAGAAACCCUCCCGGACGGCCGGAUCAAGGUCUGGAUCCACGUGGCUGAUCCGAGCCGCUGGAUGAGGCUCGGCGACAGGCUUGACACGGAGGCUCGGAAGCGAGCCACGUCCGCGUAUUUUGCUACGGGAGCCGUGCCUAUGAUUCCGUUCUCCCUGGCCGCGGGUCCCAUGAGUCUCUCUCUUCCUCCUGCUCUUGCUGCUGCUCCUGCUGCUGCUGCUGCCGAUGCUGCUGGUGCUAAUGGUGGUGCUGCUACUGGGGACUCUGCUUCUGCUGUCGUCUGUGCGGUCACUGUAGUAGUCACACUGAAUCCCGAUUUCAGCAUCGAUGACGUGGACAUCAUGAAUUCCUUCAUCUGCCCGACCUACCGACUAGCCUACGACCAGCUUCCCGAAAUGCUUGCAAUGGCGGGCGAACACGAACCGGAGCUUCUCCUCCUAUCAGACGUUGCUGCCGGCCGGUUACGUUACCGCAUGCAAAACGGGGCAGCAAACAUCUCAAUCCCCGAAUCCGACAUCAAAGUUUUUUCCGCCACGUCACACUGCCCGGAAAUCUCGGUCAGCACGAUCGACCAGUCCGACCCGUCCCGGAGGCUCGUGUCCGAAGCUAUGGUUCUCUGCGGCGAGGCUGUGGCUAGGUUCGGCGCCGAACGUGACCUGCCGCUGCCGUACCGAGGCCAGGGCCCUCCGGACCGAAUGACAGAUGAGGAUGAGGAGGAUAUGCAAGCGCUCCCCGAGGGGCCAUGCAGAGCGGUGCAUUUGAGAUCGUUUAUGAGUCGCAGUGAGAUCAAAUGCUCCGGGCCGAUUCCGCAUGCUGGGCUGGGGCUGCAGGGGUACGUGCAGUUCUCGUCGCCCAUCAGAAGAUACUCCGACCUGCUCGCGCAUUAUCAGGUGAAGGCACUACUAAGGGGUGAGCCGCCUCCGCUAUCCGUAUCAGAUCUCGACACAAUCGUAUCGCACUGUGCCGCCCGGCAGCGCGAGGUGCGGCGGGCGGAAGGGGCGGUGGAGCGCUACUGGCUGCAGGAGUACCUGCGGCGGCUGCCGGCCAAUACCGUGCUGACAGCUGUCAUGCUCAAGUGGCUCCGGGCUGAUGGUAGCCCUCUGGCGCUGAUGCUGGUAGAGGAGGUGGGGAUGAAGACGGUUAUGAAGUUGCAGCGGGACGUGCGUGUGGGAGACUCAGUGGAUGUGAUUUUAGCGGAAGCUGACUUUCCUUUCUUCUCUAUGUUUAUUCUUUGCCUUUUCGUCCCUCAGGUUGGGAUGGAGACAGUCAUGAAGAUGCAGCGGGACGUGCGGGUGGGAGACUCAGUGGAUGUGAUUAUAGCAGAGGCGGAUCCUGCAAGGGACAAGCUGCGGCUCGUGGAAGCACCUCCGAGUUUCAGAGAAGCUCAGAUGAGAGGUUUGGCGUAUGGGGAAGGAGAGGAAGGUGGGCUGGAGGAUGGUGGGGAGGAGGAUAGGAGAGAGGAAGGGGAAUUGGAAGCUGGGGAGGGGGAGAGCAGUGGAGAGGCAUGGGAGGGUAGCGUGGAUGUUGAGAUCCAGCCACUUGCAAAGCUAUGA